AUCAGUAUCACCCAAAUGUUUUCAAACAUCAAAAGGCCUUUGAUUGUGAUUAUGACGUCAUAAUACAUCACUGUUUUGUUGACAACAUAGUCGUGGACGUGCAAAUUACUGCAGUAGAGAGUGAGAAAAUGAACAUGGAACAGAGACUUGAGGAAAUUCUGAGCGAACUGGCCUGCCGUUCAGCUGAUGUACCGAUAAACAUGCUCCCCAUCCCUUUUGACGGAGAAUUAAUUUUGGACUUCGGGGAAGAAGUUGUGAAAGACCUGAAAUCAAAGAAAGAGAUAUUAAAGUUUGAAAGAAGUUGGGUCGAGAUGGUCGAAGAGGAAGAAGUGCGACAGAGAGAAGCCCCUAAAAAGAUCGUGAAGCUCAGGCAAACAUUUCUUGCCAUAGAAAAAUCGAGGAAAUUUUGGAAGACAACCCACGAAGAAUUAAAGGUAGUUUUGGUUAAAAGGGAUCAAGCGAAAAUAGAAUUCCAUCAUCAAAAGAAGAUCAUGUCAGAAGUGUUAAAAGAGGUUGAGGUAGUGGCAUCAAGGGAAAUUAAGAAAAGAAGUGAGAGAGAGGAAAGAAGGAAUACCAUUCAGAGAGUGAUGCAUCAAGAGUUGAUGGUAGUGGCAUCAAGAGAACUGAAGAUAAGAAAUGAGAGAGAAGAGAGAAGGAAGACAACUUGGAAAGCUAUUCACAAAGAGCUGAUGGGAGCUUUGGUUAAAAGGAAUCAAGAGAAAAUAGAAUUCCAUCAUCAAAAGAAGAUUAUGUCUGAAAUGUUAAAAAAGCUUCAGGAAGUGGCAUCAAGGGAAAUUAAGAAAAGAAGUGAAAGAGAGGAAAGAAGGAAUACCAUUCAGAGAGUGAUGCAUCAAGAGUUAAUGGCAGUUUUGUCAGAGAAACAUGUAGAGAAAGUACAGCAUGCAAAACAGAAGGAAACGGUGGUUCAGAUGUUGAAAGAGCUUAAGGUUGUAGCAUCAAGAAAUUUGGAGAUAAGAAAUGAGAGAGAAGAGAGAAGGAAGACAAUCUGGAAAGCUAUCCACAAAGAGCUGAUGAAAUUCAACAAAGGCACCAACCCAGAGGAUGAGGAAGAAGAUUUAUUUGUCCCUAGAAAGCUUUUUAUGUUCAACGUGGACACAUUUAAAACUUCUCCACAGAAUGUUGAGACUACACAAUGCCACAAGGAAACAGAGAUUAAGAAGGGCCACUGUACCUCAAGUUUAAGACAGGUACCCAGCCUACCAAGAAAGAAAACAUUCCGAGGACGGCUGAGGAAAUUCUUUGGUUUAAAAUAAGAGACUGUGUGUGGAACCUAAUGAUGAAACUAUAUAAGAUAUUCACUUAUAAAUUACCGGCUGAACAUAACUUGGACAAAAAACAGACUUCUGUUACGAUCGAUCAUCUCUACAUUACAUUUAAAUUUUUCUAUUUAUCAUUAUUUUCAUCAUUUUUAAAAAAUAAAAUGUAUAGAAUUGCA
Saccostrea cuccullata (small rock oyster) is the source of this 1456-nucleotide messenger RNA. Its product is annotated as trichohyalin-like. Lineage: Eukaryota; Metazoa; Mollusca; Bivalvia; Ostreida; Ostreidae. Bases 129 to 1274 code for a protein of 381 amino acids. The record is from RefSeq and is a predicted model, not a curated record. The transcript is spliced from 15 exons.